Molecule: messenger RNA, 705 nt
Organism: Coturnix japonica (Japanese quail)
Lineage: Eukaryota; Metazoa; Chordata; Aves; Galliformes; Phasianidae
Gene: ATP5MC2
Product: ATP synthase membrane subunit c locus 2
Biological process (GO): proton motive force-driven ATP synthesis; proton transmembrane transport
Molecular function (GO): proton transmembrane transporter activity
Source: RefSeq, a predicted model, not a curated record
AUCCUCCAGGCAGGCAGGCGGCGCUGAGCGGAAGUGGCCGCUCUAUCCGCAUGCCCCUCCUCCAUCCUUCCCUCUCUGUGGUUCUUCCGGUGGUGCUUCCCCUCCGUGCUUUGCCCGCUGCCGGCGCUGCAGCUGUGUCCCACCACGCGUGUCCCUCUUCCCUCACCAUGUACAACUGUACAAAGCUCGUCACUGUUCCUGCGCUGGUGUGGAGGAGCCCACGUGUGCUGUGCCAGCCUCUCUCUGCCUCCCUGCUCAGCAAACCCAAUGCACACAUGGAGCAGGUGAACCCAAGUGCCCGUAGGAGCAUCGUGACGAGUGUUGCCCGCAGGGACAUCGACACUGCAGCCAAAUUCAUCGGUGCUGGAGCAGCCACUGUGGGGGUGGCAGGUUCUGGGGCUGGAAUUGGCACCGUCUUUGGCAGUCUCAUCAUUGGUUAUGCCAGGAAUCCUUCUCUGAAGCAGCAGCUGUUCUCCUAUGCUAUCCUGGGAUUCGCCCUGUCUGAGGCUAUGGGACUCUUCUGCCUCAUGGUGGCCUUCCUCAUCCUCUUUGCCAUGUGAUGGAACCAAUGGCAGUGAUACAGUGAUACAGUGACAUGGUGACAGUGCCUGCACCUCAAACACAGCUGUGAAUGUCCGGCGUGGGGCAGGGCCAGCCCCAAACCUCACCCCAACUGAUGGGGGGAAUAAAUACGGUUGGAUGACA